Quercus robur (English oak) is the source of this 616-nucleotide messenger RNA. RefSeq names its product receptor-like protein EIX2. Gene Ontology annotation, molecular function: protein binding. The transcript has a single exon. The coding region runs from base 83 to 616 and encodes 177 amino acids. Lineage: Eukaryota; Viridiplantae; Streptophyta; Magnoliopsida; Fagales; Fagaceae. The record is from RefSeq and is a predicted model, not a curated record.
ACAGUAUGAAAGUAUUCUUGGACUAGUAAAAAGCAUUGAUCUUUCGAGCAAUAAAUUGACUGGGGAAAUUCCUAGAGAAAUCAUGGAACUUAAUGGAUUGAUUUCUUUGAAUCUCUCAAGAAAUCUUUUAACUGGAAGAAUCCCUUCAGAGAUUGGUUUGUUAGAGUCAUUAAAUUCCCUAGAUCUAUCAAAGAACCAGUUGUGUGGUGGAAUUCCUUCAAGCAUUUCUCAAAUUAAUUCUCUAAGUUUCUUGAACUUGUCGAACAAUAACUUGUCAGGUGAAAUUCCAACUGGUCCUCAACUUAAUACCUUCAGUGCCACUUCAUAUGAAAUGAACCCAAAUCUUUGUGGAUUUCCACUUCCAAACAAAUGUUUAGGAGAAGAAAUGACUCAAAACUCAGUUGAGAAUAGAGGCAGUGAACGUGCUAGCAUACAAGAGGAGGAAGAUGGGUUUAUAACAAUGGGGUUUUAUGUUAGUAUGGCCCUCGGAGUUGUUGUUGGUUUUUGGGGAGUUUUUGGCACAUUACUACUAAACAAGUCAUGGCGGUUCUCCUAUUUCAAGUUCUUGGACAUUGUCAAAGAUAAGAUAUAUGUGACGGGCAGUGAAUAUGAAUAA